This is a messenger RNA of Notothenia coriiceps (black rockcod), 4974 nucleotides long. RefSeq names its product NEDD4 like E3 ubiquitin protein ligase (gene nedd4l). Gene Ontology annotation, cellular component: cytoplasm. Gene Ontology annotation, biological process: regulation of dendrite morphogenesis; protein ubiquitination; ubiquitin-dependent protein catabolic process. The coding region runs from base 285 to 3224 and encodes 979 amino acids. The record is from RefSeq and is a predicted model, not a curated record. Gene Ontology annotation, molecular function: sodium channel inhibitor activity; protein binding; ubiquitin protein ligase activity. The transcript has 32 exons. NCBI's taxonomy places the organism in Eukaryota, Metazoa, Chordata, Actinopteri, Perciformes, Nototheniidae.
AUAAGCUCGGAGUUGACAAAAGCGAUCUGUCUCAGUUGAAACAUUUUGGACACAGUUUUUUUUUUAUUUCCAGGUUGUGUCCUGGAUACGGACCACACUGGGAGGAUUACGUUAUCCGGCUGCCAACCUCAUUUCUCCGUGCUGUGCCAAGGACAAGGUCUCACCGUGGACUUGACCACCACCAGACGGCAGAGAGAGCAAAGUGGGACUUUAUUGUUCAAGGCUAGCUAGCUAGCUUUGCCAAGCGGCUUGUUUUUGUGUGUAUAGCGUGGACCGCAGGCUAUAUGGCUGCGAAUUACGAGCCGAUAUAUGGACUAUCAGAAGAUGAGAAUGAAACGAGAGUGCUGCGGGUUAAGGUCAUUGCAGGAAUGGAUCUGGCGAAGAAAGACAUCAUUGGAGCCAGCGAUCCUUACGUCAAACUAUCGCUGUACGUUGCGGAUGAAAACAAAGAGCUAGCCCUAAUCCAGACAAAAACCAUUAAAAAGACCCUCAACCCAAAAUGGAACGAGGAAUUCUACUUCAGAGUGUGUCCGCAGAAUCACAGGCUACUCUUUGAGGUGUUUGAUGAAAACCGAUUGACCAGAGAUGAUUUCCUGGGACAGGUUGAUGUUCCUCUCAGUCAUUUACCGACAGAGGACCCUGCCAUGGAGCGGCCCUACACGUUUAAAGACUUCCUGUUGCGGCCCAGAAGUCACAAGUCCAGGGUGAAGGGUUAUCUGCGUCUGAAGAUGGCCUAUCUGCCCAAAGUUGGAGGACCUGAGGAGGAGCCUGGAGACAUGAGGGAGGAGGCUGAGGGAUGGGAUGAGUCCGCUGACUCGGGCUCCCAGCGACCCCAGCAGCUGCUCCCUCCGCUGCCCCCCGGCUGGGAGGAGAAGGUGGACAACCUUGGACGGACCUACUACGUCAACCACAACAACCGCAGUACACAGUGGAAACGGCCCUCAAACAUGGAUGUGAUUUCAGAGACUGAGAGUGAUAAUCAGCAGCGGCAGAUCCAUCAGGAAGCACAUCGUGUUUUCCGUUCGAGGCGCCACAUCAGUGAAGACCUAGAGAACGAGCACAUGGAGCCCAGAGACUUAGACAAUUCCUGGGAGCUCAUCACAGAGGAGGAUCCGAGCGACAGCCAGGCCCAGCCGCUGCCCGGCCCCUCCAACAUCUUGCCCCCGCAACUACCGUCGACACCCGUCACCCAGGACUUCUCUGAAGAUUUAAAUCUGAGGCUGACGCUCACUCCCGAAACCAACGGCGAAUUGCCUGGGCCCAGCUCUGCUCUGCAGAACCAGCUGUCAAACAGACUCCGGUCCUCCAGUAUGACGGAUGGUGUCAGUGAACAGGCCCAGGCUGCUCCUCUUAUGCAGGGCUCCCAGACCAGAAGAACGAGAGCUCAAACAGUCUCAGGUGGUGAGGAGUCCAUGUCUCCCUCAUCGACUGCUUACGCCUUGACCACCCCCGGCCUGCCCCCUGGAUGGGAGGAGAGGAAGGACGGCAAAGGAAGAACUUAUUUCGUCAACCAUAACAACCGCAACACUACGUGGACUAGGCCCAUUGUGCAGCUGACUGAAGACGGAGCCAGCACCUCAGCAGCUGCUUCCAACAACCACCUCCAUGAGCCCCAAGUCCGACGACCUCGUAGCCUCAGCUCCCCUACUGUCACCCUAUCCACCCCCAUGGAGGGAGCCAACAAUAUUCCGGUGCGGAGGGCUGUGAAAGACACCGUGUCCAACCCGCAGUCUCCCCAGCCGUCGCCCUACAGCUCCCCCAAAUCACAGCCCAAAACCCAGCAGAGCUUCCUGCCCCCGGGCUGGGAGAUGAGGAUAGCCCCCAACGGACGGCCAUUCUUUAUCGACCACAACAGCAGAGUCACCACCUGGGAGGACCCCAGGUUGAAAUAUCCGGUCCACAUGAGGAAUAAGACCUCAAUGGAGCCCGGGGAACUUGGUCCUCUUCCUCCUGGAUGGGAAGAAAGGAUUCAUUCAGACGGACGCACCUUCUACAUUGACCACAAUACAAAGAACACGCAGUGGGAGGACCCUCGUUUGCAGAAUCCGGCCAUCACAGGACCAGCUGUUCCCUACUCCAGAGAGUUCAAGCAGAAAUACGAUUACUUCAGGAAGAAGUUGAAGAAACCGGCUGACAUUCCCAACCGAUUCGAGAUGAAGUUACACAGGGGCAACAUCUUCGAGGAGUCGUACCGUCGCAUCAUGUCCCUGAAGAGGCCGGAUGUUCUGAAGUCGCGGCUGUGGAUCGAGUUUGAGUCGGAGAAAGGAUUGGACUACGGCGGCGUGGCCCGAGAGUGGUUCUUCCUCUUAUCCAAGGAGAUGUUCAACCCUUACUACGGCCUGUUUGAGUACUCCGCCACAGACAACUACACUCUCCAAAUCAACCCUAACUCCGGCCUGUGCAACGAGGAUCACCUCUCCUACUUCAAGUUCAUCGGACGUGUGGCAGGAAUGGCCGUGUUUCAUGGAAAGCUGCUGGAUGGUUUUUUCAUCAGACCCUUCUACAAGAUGAUGCUGGGAAAACAGAUCUCCCUUAAAGACAUGGAGUCAGUGGACAGUGAGUACUACAACUCUCUGAAGUGGAUUCUGGAGAACGACCCCACUGAGCUGGACCUCAGGUUCUGUAUAGACGAGGACAACUUUGGACAGACGUACCAGGUGGACCUGAAGCCCAGCGGCUCAGACAUGGUGGUCACCAAUGAGAACAAAAAGGAAUACAUAGACCUGGUCAUCCAGUGGAGGUUUGUCAACCGGGUCCAGAAGCAGAUGAACGCCUUCCUGGAGGGCUUCACUGAGCUUAUUAUCAUCGAUCUGAUCAAGAUCUUUGAUGAAAAUGAACUGGAGCUGCUCAUGUGUGGUCUGGGUGACGUCGACGUCAACGACUGGAGGCAACACACUGUUUACAAGAACGGCUACUGUCCCAACCAUCCUGUCAUACAGUGGUUCUGGAAGGUGGUCUUGCUGAUGGAUGCUGAAAAGAGGAUCCGACUCCUCCAGUUUGUUACAGGAACGUCUCGAGUGCCCAUGAAUGGUUUUGCUGAGCUUUAUGGCUCUAACGGACCUCAGCUGUUCACCAUCGAGCAGUGGGGAACACCAGAAAAGUUGCCAAGAGCUCACACAUGUUUCAACCGCUUGGAUCUUCCCACUUACGAAUCCUUUGAGGACCUGAGAGAGAAACUCCUCAUGGCUGUGGAGAACGCGCAGGGCUUCGAGGGCGUUGACUAGAGCGGCAGCCUCUGACUGCAUCGAACCAACCAACAAUUUAAAUUAAAAAAGAAAGAAUGCACCACAGGGAUAUGGAAGCAGCUGCUGUAGCAGUUGUGUGCGAGCAUGUUGUCCUGUAACGCCUGACUGUGAGUCCCCUCCACGGCACGCUGGCUUCAGACUGUACAGCCAUUUGUCCAGCAACUUUGCCUACGUCUUUAAAUCUCUUCAGAGUGGGUAGGUCACUCCUUAAAGGUGCUGGGGGAAGAAAGGGAGUGCCGCACUGCUGAAUGCUGACAUCUUUUAUCCGCAGGCAUGAGUGAUGAAUGAGCUGGCCCCUAAUCUGCCGUUUGUUCCCCCUCUACCCUCGUCCUGUGAAAAUCUACAGUGCUGGAAAACACUAAUGCAUUUCAAUAGCUCCUUACAUAUACUAUAGCACAUUAUUUAAGCACCCUUCAAUGCAGUGGAUUUAGCAUGGCCUUAAUCUGGCUCCUACAUGCACUAUUUUCUGUAAGAAACGGCAAAGGCACUAUGAUCACAACUCUCUCAAACACUUAGACCAACACCAGAUUACCUUAGGAAUGCUAGCCAAUCACAGUUCAGGAAAUCGGCCAGACCCUUCCGUAGAGCCUUGUCUAUUUGUUGUGUGAUCAAAAUCGCCGCUGCAGCCUUUUUGUAGUUUCCCCUUUUUUUUUUUAGCCACUGGUAAGAAUUCAAGAAAGGGGGAUCAAAUAAUCCCCAAAGAUUUUUUCAUAUAGUUGUUGUCCUCCUCGAAUAGUUUUUUUUUUUUUUAAAUCAUUGGUAUGAUUCUUUCAGGAAAAUACUCUUAACCCAUUUGUACUGAUGAACAAUGUUUACUAUUUGACAAUUCUAUACGACUUGGCGUGUGAAGUGUAAAUCUGGCUAGUCGGGGGAAUACUUAAUCCAUAUCAUUUGUUAUGGUGAUAGCAAAUGUGUUGAAUCAAAUGUUUUUUUAUCGUAGUGCUAUGAGAGCAGCAUGAAACCGUAUCUUGUGUUUGCUUUGACUACAUGGUAGUAAAUUGGACGUGUAAUUGGUCGAGAAGGGAAAUCUUAACACUUGGGGACAGUUCCUCCGAGAUGUUUGCGUAAUGAUUAUAUUAAUAUUCUCAUGCCUGUUGCUGUUCAUAAUGCUGUAAAUGGUUCUUGGAAAAAAAAAACACAUUUUAAGUUCUUUCCUGAUAUAUAAAUAUAUGUGAAUAUUAAGUAUUACUGAUCAAAAACACAAAAAAUGAAGCUGCGUGCGCGGGUGUUUGAGAGAAAGCUGUGAUUGCCACUGAAUAUAAAGCAGCACGUUUCUUACAAAGAAAAUGUUUUUUCUUUUUUUAUGUUUUUGUUUCUCUCCUUUUUCUAACACCAUUGAACCUAAAGGGCACUUUAUAGAUCACUCUGAGGUCAUGUCGCCUAGUGUAUGUCUUGCCAUUAACUUGAAUGUGAUUCUUUUUUCCCAUUCGGAGCACUUACCUGGUGCAAUAUAAAUAGUCUGUCAAUCUGGGCUGCUGCUAAGGUGGAAAACGGAAGUGAAGCAGAAACUUCACAUCUUUUAAGUCUUUAUUUUCUUUUGUCUCCUUGUUCUCCUCCCUUGUGUUUCCUCCCUCCCUCCCGUGAUCCCACCACCCCAACUACUCUGUAAAGAUUAGACCUUUUUUUAAUGAAUGACGGGAAAUAUCUCUUUUGUUAAAGAUUCCACCACUCUCUGCAACUCUCUGUGGUUCAUUUAACUUCAGUCAAAUAAAAAUGAAACUUCUCAGAA